UUCUGGCGGAGAGAACGGAGAACGACCUCGAGAAACUAGUUAUUUUGGCUUUUGAAGCAACAGGACCUAACUAGUGGCUGAAUCACUGAUGGAGAAACAUCAAUGCCUCGUCACGGAUUAAUCAGGAAUAGAUUAAUCCUCAGGAAAAUAGAAAUAUACUUGUAUAAGAUCACCAAUGCAGGUAUACCCUUUGCAAUGGACUGGAUCAACUGUAAUUCCUGUUGCCGUCAGCCAGGAGAUGAAAAGGAACGCACAUUUGUACUCACCAGCUGUGGCCACAUCUUCUGUGAUAUUUGUUUAUCUCAGGUUGAAUCAAGAGAAAAAUGUGCAACUUGCUCUACAAGAUGCCAACUCAUCCAGCUUUCAUCGAAGAUGAAACCAGAUGCAGAGAUGUUCUUCCUGGAGCCGGGAGAACUUCUCAAGAGACAUAACAACCAGAUCAACAGACUCUUAGAGUUCCAGAAAGAACACCGUAUUCGCCUGGUAUCCUUUCAUAGAAGAAUUAUCCAGAAGUACAAAGACCUUGAGAAAGAGUUCAGAUCAGCAUCUGCCAACUUCAAGGAAAUGGAAAAGAAAUAUGCAGCAGCUUCCAAGCAUAUCCAGGAGCUGGAAGGAGAAAAUCGCAAGCUUCGAGAAAUAGUAUCUGGGCAGGGAGGGACUGGAAGCAACACUACCGUAGGCCACUUCACCUCCUCUCCUCACUCCUCGUACCAGAGAGCCAUUACAACCCAGAGGAGCUCUCCACAUCAAGCUCAGGUGUCUCCUGGAGGGUCAAGAAUCAGCCCUGGCCGUCUCACUCUGGUGAAGACCACUCCGGGGUGCCCAGGGACCUCACAAAGCCCCACCCACCAUCAGAAUGCUGCAUCAGCCCAGUAUGUCCAGAGUUGUCGGCCCUCCCAUACUGGCCAGUAUGCUUCUCCGCAGGUCCACCAAACCUUGGGUCCGCAGCAGACCCAGGCUCAGCUCAUGUCUUCAGGUGGUUUGAUGCAAACACCAACAGGCUCUGGGAUGAAAUAUAUGAAGUAUCCGAGUCCAGUCCAGCAGUGCGUAACUCCCCCCUCAUCCAGAGGGAUGCUGGGCUCCAUGGGCAGACUGACCCCCCAGCCACAGGGCCAGCACUGCCACCCUCCUGCAGGAAUGAAGGUUGGGCAGCAAAUGGCUCCCCACCUCCAUGGGCAUGGAGGCUUCCAGGCACAACAGGGGUUACAGGCGGAUCAGAGGAUGGUGCCACACCACUUGCGGAUGUACUCCCCCCACUUUGCAUCUCCAAUCGAGGGCUAUGGAAAGGGCAGCUCUGGGCACCUCCCCUUUAGACACCCUGUUUAGGAAGCAGUGACUAGGAAUUCAGUUAGGACCUGAUUACAUUAUUCCAAUUGGUGAUGCAAACAAAUUUAUGCCACACUGUAAUUUUGUUGCAGUAUAGGGAUGUGGAUGUGCAGGUUGGAGGGAGUUUUAUUUCAAGGAUUUGGAUUUCUUGACAUUUUUACUGUGUUGAUGUAGUGUCUGUGAACAAAUUGUAGGUCAGUUUUAAUGACAUUUGAAACAAAGAAAUAGGUAAAGUAUGUACGUUCUUUUUUCCUCUUCAUUUUUUUUUUGUGCUGGGCUUGUUGUUCAUAUUAUCUACACAGCAUAUAAUGCUGAAAUUUAUUGAGACAUAUAUAUAUAUAUAAGAAAAGAAGCCAGUUCUCAUCAUCCUCUGAGAGUUUUUUUGGUACGAUGAUACUGAUGUUUGCAUAUGUUUAUAUAUUUCUCCCCAGAAUUAGAAAAAAGAGUCAAGAAUAAAUGGGUGCACAUUUGCACUUAGAUAACAAUCAAGGUACACUGUGUAUCAGAAGUGUACACUUUUUCAGCCAAAAGGUUGUUAUAAGUGCAAGCUUUAUAGAAACUUAACAUAGUGCAAUAAUUUUUAUUCAGCAUUUUGUCAAUAUGGGAUUUCAGAGACACUACAUGAAUGGCAAUUAUUUUCACCUAUUGCAAAUGUACGUUAUAUUUAUGUGUAGGAGUUGCACAUUUUUCUAGUGUAACAA
Molecule: messenger RNA, 2027 nt
Organism: Penaeus vannamei (Pacific white shrimp)
Lineage: Eukaryota; Metazoa; Arthropoda; Malacostraca; Decapoda; Penaeidae
Gene: vilya
Product: vilya
Biological process (GO): protein sumoylation; reciprocal meiotic recombination; homologous chromosome pairing at meiosis
Cellular component (GO): synaptonemal complex
Molecular function (GO): SUMO transferase activity
Source: RefSeq, a predicted model, not a curated record